GGUUACAGUUCGCUCGAUUGUUUAUUAAAUUUGCCUAUAACAUUUUUGCAACAUUGUACAUCCACUAACAUAGUUUGACUUGAGUACAAAAAAUGACGGAUCGCGAAUAUAAGGCGGCAGGUGCUAAGGACGUUGAUUCUAUCCGCAGAACUAAAAAACAAGAAAGUGUUCAGCUCCGCAAACAAAAACGAGAAGAACGUUUAUUGGAAAAGCGAGCUACUUUGACCCAUUUAACUCCUGAAACUAAGAUAAAGUAUCCUCCUCCAAGUAUUGAAGAUCUACCCCAGCUAGCCCAGCAGGUUUAUUCCGAGGAUCUUAACGUUUUACAAUACAGCACUACUCAAAUACGAAGACUACUUUCUUCGUCUAAAACCGUUCCCCCCCUUAAAAAAGUGAUUGACACUGGCAUUAUACCUCGUCUUGUUCAGCUUAUGAACUCUGACGAUGAAAUUCUUCGUAUCGAAACGGCCUGGACGCUCACAAACAUUGCCUCCGGCACCCAAGAACAAACAAGAUGUGUGGUUGAUGCCAAUUCGAUUCCCAUCUUCAUUAAACUGCUGUAUGAUUCAAAUCUCAAAGUCGCUGAACAGGCUAUGUGGGCUUUGGGGAAUAUAGCUGGUGACUGCCCGGAAUUGCGGGAUCUGACAAUGAACCACGGAAUCCUGGAACCCCUUAUGGUGCACCUUUCGACGGCCCUCACCAACUACGAGCAGGUUGCGUCCCACGAAGGGAUUGAAAGUGACGAGGAUUUCAAGGCCAAUGUGACGUUAAUGCGCACUUUUACGUGGACGCUCUCCAACUUGUGCCGCGGGAAAAACCCAUCCGCCGAUCUCCAGCGCCUUCUCCCCGCUCUUCCUCUCCUGGCGCGGUUGGUCCACGCGGGGGACAAGGCGACCAUUGCUGACGCCUGCUGGGCGUGGACGUUCAUAUCCGAUCUCGAAAGGGGGAUCGAGGCGGUGCUUGAACAUGGCGUCGCCCCCCGAUUGGUGCAGCUGUUAUCUUAUCCGUCGAAGGACAUUGUCUCGCCAGUCUUGCGCACCGUGGGGAACAUCCUCGGCGGUGACGAAAUCCAGACGCAGCGGCUCAUCGAUUACGGCUGCCUCUCGCAUCUGCACAGCCUCAUCGAGAGCAACGAGCAGUCCGUCCGCAAAGACGCCUGCUGGGCUCUCUCCAAUAUCACGGCCGGGACAUUUGAGCAGGUUCUUUCGGCUGUCCAGGCCAAUGUAGUGCCCGGCUUGGUCCGCUGUCUCAGGGACGAGGACCACCGCGUGCGCAAAGAGGCGGCGUGGGCCGUCUCCAAUGCUGCGCACGUGAAUAACAGCCCCAGCCCGCAGUCCCAAGAGAUAAUCGCUUAUUUUGUGGAACAAGGCGCCAUUGGUGGGUUAUUGACAGUUCUGGAGGACCAUCCCGAUCCGAAAACCACGUGUGUCAUAUUUUUGGGACUUAAGAAGUUUCUACAGGCGGGCACUCGACUGAACACUCCAGACGGGCAAAAUCCGUAUGCUUUGACUUUUGAGGAGAACAACGGCGUGCAAAUAUUGAACAAAAUAAUGCAGCAGACGCAGAACGCGAAGGUCGCAGACGGCUGUCAGGACCUCCUUAAGUUUUUCGAAGUGGAGCAUGAAGAGGAGGCGCUGGCUCCGCAGCAGGCAAGGGAAGGAUAUCGUUUUCAGAGCACUCCCAACAUGGGCGGCUUCAACUUUUAAUGAGCUUGUCAUGAGCGUUGGGGGGAAAGUAAGUAGAGGAUGGCGAGUAUUAUGAAGUAGCGGCCUUUGCUAGAUGAAAGUCGAAAAGAGCAUGAGUUGGGAAACUUUGAGCCCUUUAUUAAUA
Messenger RNA from Zophobas morio, 1830 nucleotides. RefSeq lists its product as uncharacterized. The transcript is spliced from 16 exons. Lineage: Eukaryota; Metazoa; Arthropoda; Insecta; Coleoptera; Tenebrionidae. Gene Ontology annotation, molecular function: protein binding; nuclear import signal receptor activity. The coding region runs from base 93 to 1706 and encodes 537 amino acids. The record is from RefSeq and is a predicted model, not a curated record. Gene Ontology annotation, biological process: NLS-bearing protein import into nucleus. Gene Ontology annotation, cellular component: cytoplasm; nucleus.